UUUUACUCCAAUCCACUCCCACAUUGGAGAUGCUCUUAGAGUCAUCCAUAUCUGCAACAUCCAAUACAACCAGCUAGAAUCAGCCAUCAGCUGUGGCAUCAGACCGGCGACUUCAACAAAUUCUGGGGCUAUUGCUCUGCUAUGUCUCUAUGAAUGUUGCUCUAAACACAAGAUACGUGAAUUAAAGUUCACAGCGUAUAAGCGUAGGUAAAUGAGACUAAUUGGGUUUCUAGCUACUGAUUCUGAGAAAUGAAGAAGAGUAAUAAUGUGUUGCCGAUCCCAUGAAGGGAAUAUCAUCCAUAGCUGCAAUACCCUCCUCCUCAAUCUUUCUUCUCAGAUUGAUUGGUUGUCCAGAUGGUUCCAGAUGCAGCUAUCGCUAUUCGAAAAUCGCGGCAAAGAAGAGCAAUAACAAACACCAGCGGCAGAAGGGCUCGGAGCCUCCCAGGAUAACAUCGAAUGUGCAACAGAGCAUGCGUUAUUUGAGGUUACUAAAGGAAAUCGAAAGGAGAAGAUCUAAAACUGCAAAACCUGCUACAAGUUAUCGUAAAAAAAGGGAAGAGAAGGAAAAACUUCCAGAAGAUACAGAGCUCUAUAGAGACCCCACUCUCAGUCUGUAUUUGUAAUACUUUCCCCAGCACAAAUCAGGUGCUAGGCACUGCAAUUCCUGUCUUGCUUGUUGAUGGUUAUAAUGUUUGCGGCUUUUGGCCUAAGUUGAAGAAACAUUUCAUGAACGGAAGACUAGACAUUGCUCGGCAAAAACUUAUUGAUGAACUGGUCACAUUUAACUUGAUUAGAGAGGUAAAAGUGGUUGUUGUUUUUGAUGCUAUGAUGUCUCAGAUGCCUGUUCACAAGGAAAGCUUUGCUGGAGUUGAUGUGGUGUAUUCAACUAAAACAUGUGCAGAUGCAUGGAUUGAGAAAGAGGUCGAAGCUUUGAGGGAGGAUGGCUGUCCAAAAGUUUGGGUCGCGACAUCUGAUCAAAUUGAACAACAUGCAGCCUAUGGAGCAGGAGCUUUUAUUUGGAGCUGCAAAGCAUUGAUAUCUGAGAUCAAAGGUGCACAGGAGGAGUUGGAGAGGAUGUUGCAAGAACACAGAUCUACGUCCAUGCAAGGAAAAUUGCUAAAACAUAAUCUUGAUUCAGAUGUUGUAAACGCUCUCAAGGACCUUAGAGACAAGCUUUCUGGACAAGACUCAAGGCUAUGAUAUUUUGUUGUUGUACUCCCUCUGUUUUGCUAAGGUUGACCCAUUUAUUUUUUUGGUCCGUCUCACAGAGUGUCUUAUACCAAUUUUUGUAAAAUUUGUGUGGUUCUAAAUCAUUCUUACUUUAUUCAAUCACAUAAACCCAUUUUUCAUGAUAACUGCAUCACUUCUUAAUGUCCUAAUGUGAGUGAGAUGAUGGUAGGACUUGAUAGUAGCAAAAUUAACCUCCAAUUUGGCUUUUGAAG
Cuscuta epithymum is the source of this 1442-nucleotide messenger RNA. The record is from the annotation of a GenBank genome assembly. NCBI's taxonomy places the organism in Eukaryota, Viridiplantae, Streptophyta, Magnoliopsida, Solanales, Convolvulaceae.